Phlebotomus argentipes is the source of this 1789-nucleotide messenger RNA. RefSeq names its product transmembrane protein 53. The transcript has 3 exons. NCBI's taxonomy places the organism in Eukaryota, Metazoa, Arthropoda, Insecta, Diptera, Psychodidae. The coding region runs from base 300 to 1226 and encodes 308 amino acids. The record is from RefSeq and is a predicted model, not a curated record.
CGGGGAUGGAUUUGUCGCGGUGUCUCGUCACCCACAUUCUGUGAUUUCUCCCUCAGGCGUGAAAUUCGCAAUCAUUUCACGCGGAAGUCCUCGCCAAGCAGCCCGUGACGAUCCCCCAGACGACUGGCGAUGAGAAUCUGUGCUCAGUUCCGUGGCCGAGGAAGCAUAUCACAGUGAAAAACAGCGCGGAAAAGCGCCCAGAACGAAGGAGUGAAAAAUCUCACGGACAGUGCGCGUGAAGUGUCAGUGAAAAUUCCAGGAAGUUGAGCAAGUUCGCCGGCUGGAAAAAGGGUUGAGCGAUGAGCAAAUACCAGCAGGUGGUGACGCAGGAGCAGCAGAGCCAGGAGGAUUCGCUGGAAUACUUCAUUCGCUUUCCCACGCCAAAGAGCGGAAGUGGCGAGCAAAAUGGAACUUCAGAGGCCGAUUAUGUUUUCAUCCACAACGAAAAUCACGUUCCAAUCGUGCUGCUGCUGGGCUGGGCAGGAUGCCAAGAUAAAUAUCUGAUGAAGUACUCGAAAAUCUACGAGGAUCGAGGACUGAUCACCGUGCGAUACACGGCGCCGGUGGAGAAUCUGUUCUGGAAGCGAUCGUCGCUGAAGCUGAUCGGCGAGAAGAUCCUCAAGCUGAUCUACGACAUGAAUUUCGACGCUCAUCCGCUCUUCUUUCACGUGUUCUCCAACGGCGGCGCCUACAUGUAUCAGCACAUCAACUUCGCCAUGCGACGCUCAGCGCGUCCCGUUCACGUGCAGGGCAUGAUCUUCGACUCGGCGCCCGGCGAGCGGCGCUUCUCCAGCCUCUACGGCGCCAUCAGCGCCAUCUACGGCCGCGAGCGGUCCUUCAACUGUCUCGUGUCCUUCCUCAUCUCCGCCACGCUCACCGUCAUGUGGCUGCUCGAGGAUUGCUACUCGGUGGUGCGCAGUUUCUGGAAUCCGCAGGAGCCGCCGCUGUGGAACCCCAUGAAGAACCUCAAGAACGCCACUCACUCGUGCCCCACGAUGUUCCUCUACUCCAAGGAGGACACGAUCAUUCCCUACCAGGACAUAGAAUGUUUCGCAGACUAUCGACAGAGCAAAGGCGUUUUCGUGAAGAAGAUCUGCUUCGAGAAGUCUGAGCACGUGAAGCACUUCAUUGUGCAUCCGCAGUACUACGUGAAGUGCGUGUGUCGCUUCAUCAGCGACUGCCUGGCGUCCUAUCAGGCUUCAGGACCGUCAACGAAGAUCGAUUGAAUCGACUGCUGGGCAAUAGAAGCAUAAUUUCUUAAUCACUUGAGCACUCACUAAUUGCACAACUUUCCACUUUGGUGAUAUACUUGAAUGGGAGAAGAAUAGCGUUAUUUUUCCUAAAGACGAGCGCCGCGCCAGGAAGGAGGGAUAAAAUCAUGAGCAAAAGGACAUUUUGUCAGCCUUAUCGAUUGAACUUACGAGAAUUAUCUGUUAUUCACUGGAGGGCUCUUGUGUGUCUCUCCCAAUGAAUUUGAGAUGCUUUAAUAGGAAUUUCAUUAGUUAGUAGAGACUAUUGAAUGAUACAAUUGUUGCUAGACAUGUAUUUUCAGGUAUAGGAAUUAAUAUAGGAAUAUUCACGAAAGAAAAAUUGCAAAGAAAAAAAAACUCUCUAGGGCAAAAUAGCGUCAAAUUACAAAGAAGAAGAAAAAGAAAUCUACUCAAGCGACUCAAACAUAUUUUAUUUCUGGGUGAUAAUUUAGCAUUUAAUCUAUUAUAUUCUUUUUGGUGGAUUAACUCAAUAAAAGAAAGUCACUUUAUUAUGUAUUUUGAGUGAUUUAUUGACAAAA